This is a messenger RNA of Vigna radiata var. radiata (mung bean), 3422 nucleotides long. Its product is annotated as ubiquitin carboxyl-terminal hydrolase 15. Bases 279 to 3221 code for a protein of 980 amino acids. The record is from RefSeq and is a predicted model, not a curated record. Gene Ontology annotation, biological process: protein deubiquitination. NCBI's taxonomy places the organism in Eukaryota, Viridiplantae, Streptophyta, Magnoliopsida, Fabales, Fabaceae. Gene Ontology annotation, molecular function: cysteine-type deubiquitinase activity; cysteine-type endopeptidase activity. The transcript is spliced from 14 exons. Gene Ontology annotation, cellular component: nucleus; cytosol.
AAAAGGGUAGUAAGGGUGCCAAAUUGUGAAGUGAAGAAGAAGGUGUGCUGAGGAGGGAAUCAAGGAAUCUUUUGAAGGGUGAAGAGAGUAAAGAGGUGAAGUGCUGGUGGGUUUUCCUCAGAUUUCUUCUCGGUGUUGAGGGUUUGAAUGGUGGGACAUGUGUUAUGCUGCACUUGAAGUUGCUGUUUACUCAGAUUCCGUUUACUUGGACUUUUAGAGGAUGAUAUCCUGAUUAGUGAUUUCGGGGGGAAACUGGACAUGAGUAUGCUUGUGGGGAUAUGCUCGAACCGCGAGAAUCUGAUAUACCCGUUCUGUUUCUGGUCCUGGUUGUGCUUCCCUUGGUGGCUUACAUCUUGCUUGGAAAAUGGAGUGAAACUACUAAGAAGAGAGAUAGGAUAAAUUUGCUUGCCCAUUUGGCUGCUGAAGAAGCUCUGAGAGCUGAAGAAAUGGCUGUGGCUGAUGUAAUUCCUCCAGUUUCUGCUUCAAAAAAUGAACAUCAUGAGUGUGCUAGGUGCUCUGCUCCAGCCAGAACUCGAUGCUCCAAAUGCAAAUCUGUUAGAUAUUGCUCUGGAAAUUGUCAAAUAAUCCAUUGGAGGCUAGUUCACAAGCAGGAAUGCCAGCAACUGGAACCUCAUAAGUCAAGCUCAUUUCCUAUGGCUGUUUCAGUUGAGGAAUUUGGUCAUGGGAGUUAUCUUUAUGAAAAUUUGAACAACCAGUUGUUAUCUCCCACUUUGAAGCAGACUUUAAGGGAGAGUGCACCUAUGGACAAUUUGAUUCACCCUUUGGUUGCCACUGCUGCUCCUGCUACAGCUGAUUUUCCCCUAUUUAAUAAUUUUCAACCUUCCACCUUUGAACGAACUUCCCAUAAACCCAACAGAGAAACACGGAGAAGAGAUAAUGGGUCUAUAUAUGAAUCUUCUAUUGAAUCUUCUGAUUAUAAAGCCACCAGUUCUCUCCCAAGUGUGGUAUCAAAGGAGGCAUUUAUGAGACAGAAGUCAAGAAAUAGCAAUGAUUCUGUGUUGGAGGAAGAAGUUUCGAAUGUCAAUUCUAGUGGUUUUGGAGUUUACAUUAACAAACUCGAUGCAUCAAGAACCACAAUUCAUGAGGAUGAAAACCAUCAAAAUCAAUAUGGAAAUGCAUUUGUGACAAGAAACAAAUAUGGACGCCCAAUUAGUGACAACAUUAUAGAUGAAUUUCAUACCGAUAUUGCCGCAAAAGGUGCAAAUGUUGUCAAAGGGGGAAAUUAUCAUUCUGAGGAAACAGCACAACACAAACGCUCUUCUGAAAUGACAAUCAAAGGAAGUGUGAAAGCUAAAAAAGCAAUGCAUACUCCCAAGACUAAAUCUUCUAAAUCACCGAAGUCAACAUCAAAGAUAUCAACAGAUUUUUGUUGCUCCGAAAUAGAGAAGAAAGGAAAAACUGCAGAUGAACCAAAAGUUGCUAGUAUUAGUGAUAGCAUCCCUUUACAUGGUAAUGUUAGCAAUGGAGCUGCUGGUACUGGAAUUAUGAAAAUGAUGGGCUUGAAGAAAUCAACCAAACCCUGCCCUCCAGCUUCUACAGAAGGCAUUGAUGUAAAGUUCAAGAAGGUGAAGAAGAUAAAGAUGUUGUUUCCUUAUGAUGAAUUUGUAAAGAUUUUCCAGAGUGAUAUAUUUGGCAUAUGCCCCAGGGGCCUCUUAAAUUGUGGGAACAGUUGCUAUGCGAAUGCUGUCUUGCAGUGCUUAACUUCUACGAAGCCUUUAGUCGUCUAUCUGCUUUAUAGAUCUCACUCAAAAGCCUGUUGUGCUAAAGAUUGGUGUCUCAUGUGUGAGUUAGAGCAACACAUAAUGAUUUUAAGAGAAAAUGGGGCUCCUCUAUCCCCUAGUAGGAUACUCUGGCAUAUGCGGAGCAUUAACUGUCAAAUGGGGGAAGGAAGUCAGGAAGAUGCCCAUGAAUUUUUAAGGCUUCUAAUUGCAUCAAUGCAAUCUAUAUGCCUGGAGGGACUUGGUGGUGAGAAAAAGGUUGAUCCUAGACUACAAGAAACCACUUUCAUACAACAUACUUUUGGUGGUCGUCUUCAAUCCAAGGUUAAGUGUUUGAAUUGUAAUCAUGAAUCGGAAAGGCAUGAAAACAUUAUGGACCUGACGCUGGAGAUUUUGGGUUGGGUUGAGUCACUUGAAGAUGCGCUAACUCAGUUUACUUCCCCUGAAGAUUUGGAUGGAGAGAAUAUGUACAGAUGUGGAAGGUGCACAGCAUAUGUUCGAGCUAGAAAGCAACUCAGCAUACAUGAAGCUCCUAACAUCUUGACUAUAGUUUUGAAGAGAUUUCAGGAAGGAAGAUAUGGCAAAAUUAAUAAGUGUAUAACUUUUCCCGAAAUGCUGGAUAUGAUUCCUUUCAUGACUGGGACGGGUGAUAUCCCACCACUUUACAUGCUUUAUGCUGUUGUUGUGCACCUGGACACACUAAAUGCAUCUUUCUCUGGACACUAUGUUUCAUAUGUAAAAGAUCUGCAAGGCAAUUGGUUCAGGAUAGAUGACACUGAGGUUCAGCCGGUGCUAAUUAAUCAGGUCAUGUCAGAAGGAGCAUAUAUCUUAUUCUACAUGAGGUCUUGUCCCCGUCCUCCAUUAGAACAUACCGGGAAAGCCACACAAUCAGUUUAUGAUGCUUCAAAGCACAAUCCAAUGGAAAUGCAUAAGCCUAAACCUGGACAUGGCAGGCAGGGCAGCCAGUUUUUUGUACCAGAGCCAUCACCCAAUGUCAAGCCGGAAAUGGUGACUCGCAUUGUUGACACCACUAAUGGCUUCCUUAGAAAGAGCACCAAUAGGAAUGCCCUGCCAGUGACACAGACUUACGCUGAAAACGUCAGGCAUGAGUUUUCAGACGCCACAUCAAGCGACUGGUCCCUUUUCACAAGCUCAGAUGAAGCUUCUUUCACAACUGAGAGCACCAGGGACUCCUUCAGCACUGUAGACUAUGGUGAUUCAUGCAACAUGGAUCCAAUUUCAUCUAUCUUCAACUACACCCCAGAAAAGUCCUAUAUGAAGUUUUCACAUAGUAGACCAGUUACCAGGGUCUUCCCUGAAAAGGGUAAUGUUGAACAAAUACAGAGAAUUGAUCAGUCUAAAAGGGUCAGCCAUUCUUCUUCAAACGAACAUCCUCCAAAUGGGAAUUGUGGGAUGUAUGUAUAUUAUGGGAGUAAUCCUGUGUGUGGUACUACCCGGACUUCUAGUCAGUGUGAAUUUUAGUCCUUGGAAAUCCUAACUUAUUGAACUGAUUAUUAGAUGCUGUAGGUGUUGUGCCUCAAAGUUUUCAAUAUUUAGUUGAUUGAGGCAUAUAGUUCUUUUAAGCACAGAUGUAUUUUAUUUUUGUUUUUAUUGAUAAUUGUAAAGAUGACAGCAUCGUUCCUUGGUUUAUCUAUUAAUCCACCAAAGUCUUUUCCUAGUGCU